UUUGUUUUCCAUUACACUCAUCGGCAAAAGCAGGAGCAGCCUCACAGACGACAAUGGCCAGCUACAGCGUUGACCCAGGCCCUGAAAAGUUAUCUAACCUGCAGGGUCAGGUGAAUGAUGUGAAGGGCAUCAUGACACACAACAUUAAGAAAGUCCUAGAGAGAGAAGAAAGGCUGGACGACCUAAUUAUCAAAACGGAUGAUCUCCAAGCAUCUGCUGAUUCUUUUCAGAAAACAUCCACAAAGAUUGCAAGGAAAAUGUGGUGGAAAAACACAAAAAUGAUCAUUAUCAUUGUGGUAAUUGUGGUUGUGAUCAUCAUCCUCAUCAUUCUCUUUGCUACAGGUGUCAUCCCAACAUAAGACCUUUCGACCUUGCACUGAUGGAACAGUUAUUGGAGCAAUUUCACUUUCUUGUAUAUAAUGCAGUUCUUCUCUAGAAAUAUGUAUUAAAUACUUUAAAUAAAACAAAUUACAUUACAACAAAUUUUAUAAAAACAAAUGAAUAAUAAAGAAAUUUAUAUUUGAACUUAUUUCUUUCUAGAAUUACAAAUUGCCAUACCUUUAUUGUUACAAAGCCUAUUUAAAUGUAUGUAAAACAUUUUUCCACCUUCCUCCCCACACUCUGUAAUAACUACUUAUCUAACAGCUAUUUCCCAAAGUGUUGGAGUACAGUUGAGGCCUAGCUGGACGAAUGCUGCAACCUUCCAUGUGAGCUAAAAUAGUGAGCACUACAGGUUAUUCGGUUGUGAUCAAUUGUAUUCUCAAUGCCCAUUGUACUUUCCAGCAGUGUUAUGGAAAGUAGUCAAGAGCACAGACCCAUUGUUACCCCAGCUUAGAUCAACUAAAUUAGCAGAUAGGGUAUCUUCCUGGUCUGGGGGAAAAAAUACAUAUAAUUUGCGUUUUUCUUUUAAAAAAAAGACCUUUGUUGCCAUCUCUUUAUCCUUCCAGGUAUAUGACAGCAGGUUUCCAAAGUGCUGUAACACAGGUUGGCAGGGCAAGAGAUGGAGAAGCAAAGAGAAACAAGAGUAGCAAAGGAAGGAAACAGCAAGCAAGGUUACAUUAUAACUAUGAAUGAAACUUUGUGUACAGAAGUAGGAACUCACCAAGUGUGAAAAUGACUUCAUUGUUUCUGUAGUUUUAUGGGUGUAAGCAAUGCAGAAUAAGGAAGCGGUGAUGGUAAACAGGAAGAAUAGGAUAAUGAUCUGCAAAUAUUUUAUUUCAAACAGUUACACUAUUAGGCAGCACCACUGCUUGUUUACUUACCUCCAUUAUAUGCCAUAUUAUCAUUUCAGUGCUGUACUUAGGCAGCACUGUAACAUUUCUCAAAUGAGAUGUUAAACCGCAGUCCCAUCUACCCUCUCAGGUGAACAUUUAUGAGCAUAAAUAAUUCAAUGACAAGGCUGAAGGGAAUUUCAGGAGACCUACUCAAUCAAUGUCACUAAAGCAGAUUAUCUGGUCAUUUAUUUUAUUGUUGUUUGUGGGGCCUUGCUGUGUGCAAAUUGGCUGCUGUGUUUUCUACAUUACAAUGGUUACAAUUCAAACCAUCUCAUUAGCUGUAAAGUACUUUGUGAUGUCCAGAGGUCAUAAAGUACACUACGUAACUGCAAAUUCUUUCUUUUUCUUAAUUCACCAAUGAGCAAGGACUUAUCAUUUACAGUCUACUGACAUUGUUAAAUUAAAAGAGCCUUGCUUGGAAGUGGGAUAAACCAGUACAACAUAUUCUGUUACUUAUGAAAUUUAUUCCACGUGUAACAGCCCAAAGGCAAAGUAAAAUGGGAAUUGUAGAUAGGAAUAUAUAGUGACUGAGAUGACUUCAAUAAAGUGUUAAGCUCA
This is a messenger RNA of Carcharodon carcharias (great white shark), 1832 nucleotides long. RefSeq lists its product as uncharacterized. NCBI's taxonomy places the organism in Eukaryota, Metazoa, Chordata, Chondrichthyes, Lamniformes, Lamnidae. The coding region runs from base 54 to 359 and encodes 101 amino acids. Gene Ontology annotation, molecular function: syntaxin binding; SNAP receptor activity. Gene Ontology annotation, biological process: SNARE complex assembly; vesicle-mediated transport; vesicle fusion. Gene Ontology annotation, cellular component: SNARE complex; plasma membrane. The transcript has 3 exons. The record is from RefSeq and is a predicted model, not a curated record.